Chiroxiphia lanceolata (lance-tailed manakin) is the source of this 2164-nucleotide messenger RNA. It is a transcript of the gene PAQR7, whose product is annotated as progestin and adipoQ receptor family member 7. The record is from RefSeq and is a predicted model, not a curated record. Gene Ontology annotation, molecular function: steroid binding; nuclear steroid receptor activity. Lineage: Eukaryota; Metazoa; Chordata; Aves; Passeriformes; Pipridae. Gene Ontology annotation, biological process: response to steroid hormone. Gene Ontology annotation, cellular component: plasma membrane.
GCCCGGGGGAGGGAAACGGAGGCGGCGGAGGCUGAGCCCGGCCCGGAGGGGUCCGUUCUGCAGGAAUUUCUCUCCUGGAAGCCGAAACGGGGUCGGACGCGAUCUGGAGCUGAGCCCCUUCCCCUCUACCUGAAUAUCCCUGUGAGCAGCAGCAGCCCUGGCAUAGAGGCAAGUUGUCUGGGCAGUGUUUUCUUCCAAGCUGCCCAUCGUGUUUUGGUUGAAACAGCUGAAUUUGGGAAGUUCUGCUUUUGCCCCUCAUCUCUGUGGUGGUGGGACCCGAGGCUGUUUCAGUUCAGCGCAGGAGCUGCGAGUCCAGAAGAGGUUUGUGAAGUUAAUUUUUCACUGGCAGCCAGAGCGUGUUGCAGCAGUGCAGGAGGGUUUAGGAGGCCAAGCAGGGGUCAGGACUGCCCUCUGUGAGCUGCUGCCCCAGCCAGGGGGGCUGUUUGGGAUGUGGGGCCUCUUUAACCAGGCAAAGUGGGAAAAGAGCUCUCGGGAGGGAAGCUGAGCAGCAAACAGCCUGGUUUUGUCUGCAUCUGUGCCCCUUGGAUUCAGGCAGGCAUGGGUUACAGACCCAUUCUGAUGAAGAAAUUACGGGUAUUUUUAAAACAAACAGUGUCAUCCCCACCUCCUCCUGUUCCCAAACUUUGAAAAGCUUUUCCUGUCUGAGCUGUCCCUGAAACAACGGCACUGCCAGGGUUGAGGCAUAAAUCAGCACUGGAGCUGGAUGGGAUCCGGGCUGUUCUCUUCAGGACUUGUCUGAGCACGAGCAGGCUGCUCUCCGGCCGCACCUAUCGUGGGAAAAACGACACAAAACAGACAAACAAACAAACAAAUCUGGCAAAGCAUUUGAGCUGCCCCGCGCUCUGACUUUGCGUCGAAGCCACUUUUAAACCCCGCAGCAAAGCUUUCCUUCCACCCCAAGAUAUUUUGCACAGCAGGGACCCGGAGUGGGGCCACACCAUGGCAACGUUUGUCAGUGAGAAGCUCAGCCGGCUCUUCAUUAACGUGAGGCAGGUCCCUCAGCUGCUGGGGCCCCUCUCUCCCUCCACCGUCAGCAGCUCCGAGGUGCCCAAGGUCUUCUGGAAGCCCUACAUCCACACCGGCUACCGGCCCGUCCAGCAGACCUGGCGCUACUACUUCUCCACCCUCUUCCAGCAGCACAACGAGGCCAUCAACGUCUGGACCCACCUGGUGGCAGCGCUGAUCCUGCUGCUGCGCUUCCAGCAGCUCUCGCGGCGGGUGGACUUCGGGCAGGACCUGCACGCCCAGCCCCUCAUCAUCAUCGCGGCCUCCAUCACCUACCUGACGUUCAGCAGCCUCGCCCACCUCCUGCAGGCCAAAUCCGAGUUCUGGCACUACAGCUUCUUCUUCAUGGACUAUGUGGGGGUUGCUGUUUACCAGUAUGGCAGCGCCCUGGGGCACUAUUACUACGCCAUCGAGCCGAGCUGGCACGAGAGGGUCCGGGGGUUUUACAUGCCGGUGGCCGUGCUCCUGGCCUGGCUGUCCUGUGCUGGCUCCUGCUAUGCCAAGUACCGGUACCACCAGUCUGCCCGGCUCCUGGGCCGGCUGUGCCAGGAGCUGCCCUCGGGCCUGGCCUACCUGCUGGACAUCAGCCCCGUGGUCCAUCGCAUCUGCACCGCGCCGCCCUCGGCGCGCCCGGACCCCGCUCUGCUCUACCACAAGUGCCAGGUGCUGUUUUUCCUCAUCGGUGCCUUUUUCUUCUCGCAGCCUUACCCCGAGAAGUGGUUCCCUGGCAAGUGCCACUUCUUCGGGCAGAGCCAUCAGAUCUUCCACGUGUGCCUGGUGCUCUGCACGCUGGCGCAGAUCGAGGCCGUGGUGCUGGACUACGAGUCCCGGCGGCACAUUUAUUCCGCUCUCCAGGGGGACCUGGCACACAACUUCUCUGCCCUUUGCCUCUUCACUGUGACCUGCUCUGUCCUCACAGCCGCCUACAUGGCCCGGAAGGUGAAGAACAAGCUGGGCUUCAAGGAAGAGUAAAAGCCCUGAAGGAGAAGCAGGUGAGCUCAGCCCGUGCUGGAUGAAUCCUGCCCCAAAACCUUGAGAAGAAGAAUGAGAUGCUUCAUGAACUGUUACUCAGCAAGUGCUUUCUAUAGGAAGGAAAAGUAAAAGCUGCUUUUUUUAUGCUCUUUUUUUUUUUUUUUUA